AUGAGUGAACUUCGCAAGAAGGUUGAUCUGGCCACGCGAGCACUGGUGCUAACCAAUGAUCAGCUGGAGAAGGUGUCGGCCUUGCUCCUCAAGGAGCUCAAUGAAGGCCUUCGUCGAGAGACGAACCCCAUUGCCAGCAUUAAGAUGUACCCCACUUAUGUGCGCGACGUUCCCGACGGUUCAGAGAAAGGCAAAUUCAUGGCCCUCGAUCUGGGUGGCACUAACUUCCGAGUCCUCGUAAUUGACAUUGACGGCGACAGCUUUAACAUGGAAAACGAAAUCUUUGCCAUUCCGCAAUCGAUUAUGGUUGGCACUGGCGAACAGCUUUUUGAUCACAUUGCCGAGUGCAUGGCUAACUUUAUGGAGAAGAACAAUCUGAAGGAUCAGAAGCUUCCUCUGGGCUUUACCUUCAGCUUCCCCUGCCGACAGGAAGGUCUGACCAAGGCUCGACUGGUCAGCUGGACUAAGGGCUUCUCCUGCGCUGGUGUGGAGGGCGAGGACGUGGUGACUCUGCUGCGAAAGGCCGUGAGGAAGCGCGGCGACAUUGACAUCGAUGUGAUGGCAGUGGUCAAUGACACCACUGGCACUCUCAUGUCAUGCGCUCACAAGAACCGCGAAUGCCGAAUGGGCGUCAUCAUCGGCACUGGCUUCAACUCCUGCUACAUGGAGGACAUUGAGAAUGUGGAGCUGUUUGACGAUGACACGCCCGGCCCGAACAAGGUCAUCGUCAACACUGAGUGGGGCGCAUUCGGCGACAAUGGAGUGCUGGACUUUGUGCGCACUGACUGGGACGACGAAGUGAACACCUACUCGCUGAACAAGGGACGCCAGCUCUUUGAAAAGAUGAUCUCCGGCAUGUACAUGGGCGAGCUGGUUCGAUCAGUGGCCGCCUCUCUCACACGACAGGGUCUCAUGUUCGGCGGCAAGGGCUCCGAUGAGCUCUUCACGCCGCACAUGUUCAAGUCGGCCUACGUCUCGGCCAUCGAGUCCGACCCGAAGGGAGUGUACACCAACACGAAGCAGUCGCUAGAUGAGAUCAACCUGCAGCACGCCACUGUCGAGGACUACGAGAACCUGAAGAUGAUCUGCAACCGAAUUUCCACCCGUGCGGCGCACCUCUGCUCGGCGGCGCUGGCCACCGUGCUGAACCGCCUGAAGCGUCCGCACACUACCAUCGGCAUUGAUGGCUCCGUCUACAAGUACCACCCCAAU
Messenger RNA from Rhagoletis zephyria (snowberry fruit fly), 1212 nucleotides. Lineage: Eukaryota; Metazoa; Arthropoda; Insecta; Diptera; Tephritidae. The record is from RefSeq and is a predicted model, not a curated record.